This is a messenger RNA of Struthio camelus australis, 2019 nucleotides long. The record is from RefSeq and is a predicted model, not a curated record. Lineage: Eukaryota; Metazoa; Chordata; Aves; Struthioniformes; Struthionidae.
UGCUAGGCUUCGCUCGGCGUGAAAGGUCUCCCAUAAGAUUGAGGUUGUGAAGAUGAGAAAAGAUGUGAAGAAGGCCAGGGUCCUGGCUAUUCGCAGACUAACCAGGCACAUUGGGAAAUUAAAGUUGAAAAAGGGUUCAGAAGACUUGGUGUUAAAGAACCAAAAAAGAGCUGAGAGAUUGAUAGAAGAAAUCCAUGCCAUGAAGGAAUUAAAGCCAGAUCAGGUUACCAGACUUGCUCUUAGGAAAGAAGUUAACUUUGAAAGUGUCUGCAGAAAGCCAAAUUCUACCGCGACUGAGCGAGCCAUUGCAAGACUUGCAACACACCCCAUCUUGAAAUCCAGAAUUGCUGACCUCAAAGCUGCUGUAAAAGCUUUUAAGGAUGCAAGAAAGAAACCGGCCAAAACCCAUCUUUCAAUAAAGGAUAAAUCAGAAGAACACCUCAAGUCGGCACAACAUCGCAAUAGUGAUGUGGGUGACCAAGUUCUUAAAGUAGUUCAAAAACAGCAAGGAUGUGAAGACAAAACAAAAAUGAGUAUGAAAAUAGGAACUAACACAGAGAAUGAAGAACUUUGUGAGAGUGAUUAUGAGCAGAAAAUUGUGGAGAGUGAGAAAGCUUAUGCUCCAAAACAAUCUUCAUUACAGGCAGUAGAAGGGCAAGCAGUUGCUCAGAAUAAAAUAGGGAAGAAAUUUGAUCCUCCAGAAAGGAAAAAAACUAUAAGCAUGAACAAAUUCACUGCAAAAAAAGAAUCAGUCAGUGGUGCUAGAGACCUGGGACAACUUAACGAAGAGGAGUACUUUGAUGAUAGUACUGAAGAGAGGUUUUAUAAUCAGACGUCGGACUCUGACAGUGAUAGCAAUGAUGAUUUCUUCAUUGGCAAAGUAAAAAGAAAGAAAAAGAUAGCAGCAGUUUGUGACUUUUCUUCAAUAAAUGAGAAAAGCAAACUGCAGAAAAAAGUCCCGAAGAAAGAAAAGAACACAACGCCUAGGACAGUGCAAGAUUUGAUUGGAGAAGAAGGAAAGCCGCAUGCCAAAGCAAGGAAGCUAGAAUCAGUGUUCUGCAGUUCUCUGUCUACCCCUAAUCAGAAAUCCCAAAAUAGAAGAAAUGCUGAAGACCAGCCUCUCAAAAACAGAAGAACAGCUUUUCCUAAAAAGGAACCGCAGCUCAAGAAACAUCAAUUUGCUGAAGCUGCAGGUACUAAAGGCAAAAAUAAAAAAGCAUGUUUGGAGCAGCCUCUUCAUCCUUCGUGGGAAGCAAGCAAGAAACGUCGGGAACAAAUGUCUCAAAUUACAGCAUUCCAAGGGAAAAGGAUUAAAUUUGAUGACUAGACUUCAUAUAAAAUCAGAUUUUAAAAGAAGAUUCAUGUGUAUUUGCCUCUGGUGGUAUUUUCUUACGAAGUAACAACUGGUGUUUUUGAUCCCCUUUUUUUAAUUGUUUCCCCACUGAUAAAAAAUGGCAGGCAGACUAGAAAUCUUCACUGAGAUAGUAUUUUCCAAGUCUUAAGAAUUCAUGGGUGUUUUAAAUUCAUAUUUAGAUGUCUUUAAAUUAUUUUCAUUAAACUGUCCUUAUCCUUUGAAGCCUGUGAAAUAAUAUUUUGAAAGCCUUGUUGCUAGAGCUAAUCAUCUGUUUCUAAUGAAGAUUAACUAAAUGAGCCAGUGUGCUAUCUUGACUGAUAUGAGGUUGCGUGAUGUUAGUUACGUAGUCUGGCCGUUAAUGAAAUGCGUCCUAACAUGCAUUAGUGUUUUGAAGAACAUCAUGUAUGGCCUCUAAGGGUAGUACAGCUUCUCUGGAGUUUUGGUUGAGUAAAAAAUAUACUUAAGACUAUUUGAUGACUUGGAUUUAAGGAGAGGGAGGAGAAGGCAAAAUAUUUCAUUGCUACUGAAGAAAUAAUCCUAAUAUAUUAUCAAAUACAUCUCAGCUGAGAAAAGGUAAGAAAUCGUUUAAACUUGAAUAGACAUCGUAAAUUCAUACAUUUGUGAGGUAGCUAAUAUUCUAGAUAUCAAUAAAAUAUUGGCCUGUA